GAUGCUGCACAUGGUUUCUCUGUGAGGAGGUUUAGCUUUCUCAGGCUCUUGAUGAGAAAGGGAGGAUGCCAGAGAGCUGCAAGCAGGCGCACAACACUGAGCAAAACAUCAGAAAUGACAGACUUUCAACAACUGAAAUAAUUUAGAAAUCAAUUUUAUUUUGUUAUUUUGUUGGGUUUUUUUUAGUUGCAAAGGUGCUUUCCCUCCUUAUUCUCUAACUACAUUGGAUGUGGGUGAAUCUGUUUCUGCUUGCUUUUCAUCAUCUUUUUUUGGAAAUAAGAUAUUUUACAUACCCUUUUUUUUCUUUGGAAAGUUGGAACACGAAUGAGCUUCUUCAUUUAUUGUCAUCACAUCAACAAGCCAGGAUUCAGCAAACUGGACCAACAUCUCCCUAAAGGACUCUGAAGUUAGAAAUCAUGAAAGAUAACUACGGCGGAUACGAGAACCAGCUUUUCAAAGAUGAGGACUUUACUGGAGAAGAGGAGGAGAUCCCCUCAUUCAGGAGUCGUAGUCGAGGCGGCUGUGUGCGAUGCCAGCAGGGUCAUUCUCUCCAGCUGGCUGUGAAAGUCCUCUAUGGAUUCGUAGCUUUCCUCAUCAUUACUGUUGCAGUGCUCGCAUCACUUGUGUUCAAAAAGGUGGACAACUUCUCUCAAGAGGAAUCAGUGUACCAAAAGAAGAUCGCCAAGGUUCAACAAGGAAUUGAGGAUCUGAAGUCCACAUCUAAUUGUUCGGGCUGUCUAGAUGUGGCUUUUUACAAUGAGGAGAUCAGCAGAUUGAAAAGAGAGUUUGAAGGCAUCCAGAAAAUGAUACUGGAACAAGAACAGGUCCUGAACGAUGUCUCGCUAAGUCAGGCCACCGUAAAGACUACCAGCAACCGGCUGACGCAGGAAGUCCAAACCCACCUCAUAUCAAUCAGAGUUCUCAACCAGUCCCUGGAAAGAUACGUGGAUCAGGUGAAGGGCUGGAACGAGGUGAUCGAGGAGUCGGAGGAGAAGAUGAAAACAUUGACCGAGGAUCAGUACGACAUCAAAGCCACAGCACAGCAAAUCAAUACAACUGUGGUGCUCAGCACCAUGUGGAUCGAUACCCUGCAGAAAAAGUCUGACGAGGAGAGCGUGGUCCUCCAGAAGCUGAGCAACGACUGGCAGAACUACACCCGAGUCCUGAGCGCCAUCAAAUCCAACACCAGCAGCACAUCGCAGACAAUGCGCGUCCUUCAGAACAGCAUCAUGAUAGAUCAGCAAAGAAUUGCCAUGUCCAAUGAGAUAUUCUACGAUCUCACACAGCAGGUGAUGAACCUUCAGAUGCAGCUUGACAAUGUGACUUCUUUCAUGGAUGAACAUGAAGAAAACAUGCAUGAUCUUCAGUAUCAUUCCAGGUAUUACGAGAAUCGGACAGGUGAGCGUUUCUCUGCUCUGGACGGCCGCUUUAACUCCAUCGAGAUGGAGAUUGACACCAUCUCCUCGAGUAUCAACGCCACCGUCAGCCACGUCCAGAGCAUGUACAAGUACAUCGACAUUGAGAGCUCAUCCUGUAAGAGGCGCAUGGGCAGACACAGUGAAGAUCUACAGAACAUGAACAGUACAGUCUUGCUGCUCCUCCACUUAGCUGAAGAACUGAGGCAGCAGAACAUGCUGCUGAAUGUUCGACUGGAUAUCGACGUGAGGAACUUGUCCAUGGUGAUGGAGGAGAUGAAGCUAGUGGAUGUUUUCCACACCCAGCUCAUAAAGAACUUUACUAUACUAAAAGGUGCCCCUGGACUUCCUGGGCCCAAAGGGAACCGGGGUGAGACUGGCCCGAAAGGUCCCUUGGGACUCACUGGCAGCAAAGGUGACAGAGGCCCCAUUGGAGGCCGCGGAUCUGCUGGGGAGAAGGGCUCAUUUGGUCCCAAAGGAGCACUGGGUGAAACGGGCCCUGGUGGCACCAGAGGAGCGUCAGGGAUCAAAGGAGCCAAAGGGUUAAUUGGGACACCAGGUGGAAAAGGUGUAAGAGGCCAGAAAGGGGACGUAGGGCCUUCCGGUAAAGAUGGUGGCCCAGGACCCACGGGGCCUCCAGGAAUCCAGGGCCAGGCAGGACUACCGGGGAUAAUUGGGGCCCCAGGACCAAGGGGAAAGCCAGGGCCAGCAGGGCCACCCGGAGCUCCGGGUAUGCCCGGACCUCCUGGCUUGCAGCACAUUUAUGACCAUAGUAACGUUCCUCAGCAGCGAACUGUGACACCCGCUGCUGGGUCCAAGAGACAGUAGAGACAGUUGUUGGAAGAAGACAGAGGAUCAUUAACAAUGUCAACUGAAAGGUUCAUUGUGACUGGAGACACAGUAAUUCAUGGGAUCAUGCAAGGCAGUCGAGAAGUUUAAAAAAAAAAUUGUGACGAAUCAAAUUUGAUGUAUGAUUUUCAAGGAGACCUUAUCCACAUUAAAUUGAAUGAAAUGGAAGAAAGAAAAAAAAGAGGACAGAACUGCACCCACAGCCUGAAUGAAAGUGCUGCUGAGAUGAAAAUGAAGUGUGUUUGGAUAGAUUUUUAAAAAUGUACAUGGUGGGAUGAAAAUGAUUGACUAGUUAGAGCUUAGUGAGAUUAACCAUCCAUCCAUCCUUCCAUCCGUCUAUCAACUUCCAAUUCAACCAAUCAACUGUUUGGGUUUGGGGGAGCAGAGAGGCCCAGACAAUCCUCUCCCUGGCCACCUCCCCUAGUACUUCAGGGAGAAUACUAAGGCAUUCCCAAGUCAGCCCAGAGAUGUAAUCUCUCCAGUACGUCCUGGUUUUGGCCCACUCUCAGUCUGACAUGGCCAAAUCGCCUCCCUAGGGAGGUGUUCAGGGGGAAGCUGGCUUCUCUAGACGUGGAAGAGCAACAACUCUGUUCUAAGUCCCUCCCAGGUGGCAGAACUUCUCCCCCUGAGAGAAAGGUGACUUCUAUGGAGGAAAUGCACCUCAGCCGCUUGUAUUCACAAAGUCCUUUUUUAUGUCACAAACCCACAAUUCGCAACCACAGGUGAGAACAUAGAUAGUUUGGUAAACAGAAAGGCUUGCCUUUCGGCUCAGCUCGCUUUUCAUCACAACAGACUGCUAAAGAGUCUGCAUUAUCGAAGAUGUCGCAUUGAUCCGCAUUGAUGUCCCGCUCCUGUUAAGGCUAAAGGAUAAACAUGGACCCAAAUGCUGAACUUGACACAGUGGAAACAAUUUAUUGAGUCCACAAAACAAGAGCAGGUAGGACAAAGCUUAAUACGGAGGUCGGUAAUAGUUCCUGUAGGUGGACGGCGGCACACCAGGCAUCAGAAAGUCCAUAAAUUAUGAAUAGGAUCAGUGACAAUGAGAUUAACAUGACUAAGACUCAUCCCUUACUGAAGGUGCCUGUGACUGCCCUUGAUGUGAAGAAAGUCUUUGAGGGGUUUGUUAAGCCACCAAAACCUCUCAGUGUACAAUGAAUGGGAAAGUAGUUACACAUGACGACGUGAGUAGCUGGUUGUAUUUUACAUCCAAACUACUCAAUAUUUACAAUCCCAUGGCACCACUCAAUGGACCCUGAGAAACACCCACUUGUAUUUCCAUUGUGAUACUUAAAUACAUCCACAUCCAGUUUAUGGCACUUUAAUGCUUCUUAAAGUGUGAAAAGUUAGUGUUCAGAGCAGGUACUCUGCUGAUGUUUUUCAUCUACUCGGUCUGUGUUUGAAUUCAUUUUUGUUAUAAAUGCUUUUAUGUUUUGUUUUUUGUACAUGUUAUACACUGUUUUAUUACUGCAGUUGGUAAAUAAAGUAAACCUGAAAGUAAAAACUCUUUCCACAAGUGAACAUAUAAUGAGCUUUCACUGACUGUCUUUGUCUGGGAAGAGAAGACUUAAGUUUGUGAUUUAAAAUGAACCAUAACAAAUACAAUUUGUUGGCCUCAAUAGGUCUUUACCUAGCCCUCACUUACCUGCUAAAAUGCUUUGUCAAAAAUGCAGGAAAUAUGUUAACUAUUUCAAAAGAUAAUCUUAGUUUAUCUCAUAUUUUUAACCACACUACCUUCUGUUACUUUAGUACUGUGCUUGCCAGAUCAAUGAAAAUGUGAAAAGGCCACGCUAUAUGGUUAACAGCAUCAACAAGCUGGAAGCCAACAAUUUCAUUCAAUUUGUUCCAAAGGCAAUUCAGUUUGACAGCAAUAACAGUGCACAUGCCUCAGAGACAGCAGCAACACUCAACAAUACAACAAUACAACAAUAACACUGUCAGAGAAAACCUGCAGCGGUCCUCUUUCCAGCUUUCAUUGAUAACAGAAACAGCACAAAUCGGUUCCUAAAACUCACAUUUAUGUUCCUGCCACCUCUUUCUUUACUUACUCUAACAUUUGAUAUCUUUGCCACCUUGAACUAACAGGAGUGGACCUGCCAGGAUUGUCCAGCCUCCCUAUCUUUACUAAUGGGUAGUUCAAUGUUAUAAUUUAGAAAAUAAUUCAAAAAAGGUGCACUAGAUAGGAAUGAAGCAGAAUACAGUGUCUGACUGCGCCACCAGUUGCUAUGAAGAGAGGACUAAAGGCAUGGUUGAAAAGGGAGUUGGUAUACUGUAAAGCUUUGUUUGUUACAUCAAAACAUGUUUUUAAGACCUCAGGAAAUAUAGUCAACUUUUGAAAAAAAGAGCAUCAUAUGUUUCCAUUAAGAUGGACAUAUUUUGCUUCAUUUUAUCCAUCUAAUCUAAUCAUCUUUGGUACUUCCAGAGUAUCUCUGGACCUGGCAUAACUCCAAAAGCCUAUAUUAUUUUCCAAAUGAUGAAGACCAGUAUCUUCCUGAAAACAAGGCUCCAUAGAUUUGGCUCAAGUGUUUUCUGUUUGGUCAAAUUCCUGGAGACUUACCAAUUGCCAGAGCUAAUGGCUCAAAACUGCUGCCGCUGGAUGGAAACAUAAGCUUUAACAUAUGAACAUGCUAUCAACAUUUCCUUUGACACAUAAAUCCUUCCAUAAAGGUUAAACUCAGGAUCAGCUUAAAGUUCACAGUGCAAAAAAAACGCGAUAGCAGAGGUCACAACAGGAUGACUAUACAGUAUAUGUUUAAUUGUGGAAUGUGGUAAAAUGUACGGUGGCCCUGAAGUGCAAAUCACAACGACAUAACACAAUGACUGAUCAAAAAACGUUCUUGUGUCGUUGUGAUUUGCACUUUAGCGCCACUAUAAAAAUGUCUUAAAUGCAGAACAGCUGCAGAUAUCUGAGGUUGUGUCAUUUCAUUUUUAAAAACAGAAAAAAUAAGUAAAUUUCACAUAAUAUACAAUCUAGCAGGUAAUACAACUGAAUAAAAAACUUGUAGUCAAAUAAAAACAUACCUGUCAUGGCAGAGAGACUUUCAACAGGGUUUUUAUCUUAUGGUAUGCAAAUACUCAUAUAUACAGCAUAUCUCUAGAUAAAAAUUGACAAAAGGGGAAUUUUCCUAAAUUUGGUUGUUGUAAUAAAAUGUGACUGGCUUGCUCUGAACUUCCAUAAACCCCCCCUCAUACUCUGUCUAGUGAGUAUCUUAUUACACCUCGAUUGUGCCUUUGGUAUAAAUAUGAGCAGUGACUUUGUCCUUAAUUCAAAACACAUGUUUCCCUCCCAUUAGGUUCUACUCUUUACAUGUAUUGUAAGAUGCUGUCAAUAUUUUACAUUGUGUUUUUGGUCGGUCAAUAAUAAAAAGUCUUUGCUAACAGCAUAUUACCUAGUUUAUGGUACAGCAAAGCAAACCCU
This is a messenger RNA of Cololabis saira (Pacific saury), 5679 nucleotides long. RefSeq names its product scavenger receptor class A, member 3 (gene scara3). Lineage: Eukaryota; Metazoa; Chordata; Actinopteri; Beloniformes; Belonidae. The coding region runs from base 417 to 2243 and encodes 608 amino acids. The record is from RefSeq and is a predicted model, not a curated record. The transcript has 12 exons.